GCACAGCUAGUCAGUAUUCCCGACAAGCCGGAAAUUGGCGCCCAGACUCGCGCGCCAGAGGUUGCCCUGGAAACUGUGGAGCGAGGUAGUGCUGGUGUACCACGCCUAGGGUGUCAGGGUCAGCACAGGCUCUACAGAGAACUCUCCUUGGUGACUGCUACGAGUCGAGGACAACCGCGACAAAAGCAGGGCUGGAGAGAGGAGAGCUGUGCCAGGAAGGGUGGGCGAUAAGGAAAAUGGAUGCAGUGAGCUGGGCCCCAGGACGCCCCAGCCACCCUGACACACCACCCAACAUCUAUGAGGGAGGAUUGGGGGCCCAGCAGCAGCAGGGCCCCAGUGCUCAGGGAAGCAAGCCCAAGAACUUCCGACUGCGACACCUCCGGAGCCUGGCUCUCUACCUGCCAGGCCACAUGCAGCCUGCUGGCCAAUGUGGAAGCCACUGGCUAGGCCGGCUCAUGGCUGGGGGCAGCCUGACACGGCCUGAAGGCUCACCCUGGCCCCUGGACCUGCCACAGGGGACCCUGGGUCCAGGUAACAGCCAUUGCUCAGCCCUUCUGGAAGCCCACUUGCCCAGGGACAGCCUGGGAAAUACAGCUUCCAGUUCCAGCAUGGACCCAGCCAAGGGUGUCCCCUCCCAGUCUGGUCCCCCCGAGGGCUUGGGACUCAGGCCCAAGAGGUCCUGGAGAGCCUUGGAGGAGACCAUGUGUCCCUUGUGCAAGAGAACCCGCUCUGGGGCCUUGGAGAGGACAUAGGAGCCAAAGUGCCAGGGCUGGGGAACAAGAGGGGAAGGAUGGCCGAGGAGGAGGAGGCCAGUGUUACUGAGGAAGGGUUCGUCCCAGCGGCAGUCCUCCCCAUUGAGAUGGCCCCCAGAGUUGCCCAGCAGGAGACCUGGGCUAGUCUGGGGAAAGCAUGAGGGAGGGAGGGAGGAAGGAAGAAGAACCAUGAGAGGGACAGAAGAAAUGGAAUGCCCAUGCCCUUGCAGCCUGCCCAAACUCCGGUCAGCCACUUGUACCUGGGAGGUCAGGCCGAGCAGAGAAUCGGGUUCCUGAGAGGCCAGGAGUCCUCAGGUCUAAUCUCAGUAAAAGCCAAGGCCUGCA
Mus musculus (house mouse) is the source of this 1097-nucleotide messenger RNA. Its product is annotated as RIKEN cDNA 1700037C18 gene. The transcript has 3 exons. The record is from RefSeq and is marked validated. Bases 237 to 752 code for a protein of 171 amino acids. Lineage: Eukaryota; Metazoa; Chordata; Mammalia; Rodentia; Muridae.